CUAAGUACACUGACUACACACACCCACCACCUAGCUGUCUGUUACCUGUUCUCCGUCUCUUCCACCUGCAUUAACGUCCGCUUGCUCUACCACGCUCUAUCUGGCUGGCCAUCAUCAUCACUCGCUGUCUAUUACUGGCUACUUCAGUACAGUAUACCUCCCUCCAGCGCCGCACACGCACACGCCCCCGCAACGUUAAUACACUCCCAAGCUUAUCCAUUUCGGCCUCCACUUUCGCCCUCAAUCUCUUUCCUUCUCACCUACUUUCGCUUGACCGGUCCUCUUACCACUCGCUCUCUCACUUCGCAUCGCAUCCUCGUCGCUCACGACUACUCGCCCACACACAUCAAGAUCGCUGUACUGAAGAUGUUCUGCUCUGCUCGCUGCCAUGACUCUUGAAAUCUCCUCCCUCGAGCUUCCUCCCUCAUUGCACGAGGAGCUUCCCGAGCUCCCGGGCCAUGGUCUGAACAUACCUACAAGACCAAGCUCCAUUGCGAAGAAUCCGCGACUGAGUGACUGCAAUGGAUAUUCCGAUGGCUUCACCGAAUACAUGACCUUUUAUGGCGGCUAUGGAGGCAUCAAGACUGCCAACGGAACAAACCCCGUCAAAUACGACUCUGAGAAGCUUCCCCGGAUCCUUGACGACGGCCUGAUACCAACUGAAUCCGAAAACACCAUCCAAGUCCCAGAUGGCCUGCAAUAUGUCGAACCUGCUCAAGGCUUAGAGUCAGUCCACAGCUCCGGUCAUGUCUAUACUAAAGCUACACACUCCGUCCACGAGCUGUCAACACCCACUGAGAAGCUCAAAUACACCCUCCGUCCACCGACACGCUCCAAAACCCAUACUCCCCAAUCUUUGGCUCCCUUAUUUGAGAAUGCCGAACUCGAUGGCCACGACGACCACCACCACCACCACCACAUCUCUCCAAUCAUCACUCAACCCACACCGCUCCCUCCUACCACCACUGGCCAUGCUGUUGCACAGACCUUACUGCACGAUCUUUCCCAAGACCUACUACCAAAGAAGCCUUCACUAUCUGCGUCCCUUCGGUCCACUAAAUCCAUAAAAUCCAGGUUCCCCCUCCUCCCGCGCAGGAGCUUCUCGUGCCUAUUCCGCCGCGAUUCAGAGCGUAAGAAGUCCACCUACUCACCAGCCACGUUAGGUAUCGCACUUCAGCAAGCAGCUCACUCCGGAAACAUCUCGCUAGUCGCCUCUCUCGUCACACUAGGUGCCCGCGCUACACCCGUCCCACAAUCGCCUACCAGGUAUCGCGAUGCUCUAUCGUGUGCUGCAGUAGAUGGCCACACGGCCAUAAUUGAUUACUUGGUGCAUGCUGAUUGUGGAGUUGACCAGGAGUCGAUUGAUGCUGCUUUCCUCGAAGCGUGCUAUGCCGCCCAGGUAGACAUGGCUAUUCGUUUACUCCGAAACUAUGGCGCAAGUCUAGAAACUCGAAAAAUGACGGAUUGGGAGAAGAUCAUUCAAGACAUGCCCGAAGAAGGUGGUAAACAUAUUGUUAGCGACCGUUCAUGCUACCAUGCGUUGGCCAUUUUACCAAACUCCAGGGAACGCGAUCGUCUACUGAGAUUCCUGGUGAGCUGCGACGAUUUCAACAAGGACCAAGUCGUUCACCAUACCUUCGUGGUAUCACGUGCUCGCACAACACGACACGGCGACACAAGGAACAACCAGACCUUCGUCUUCGAGAACCAACGGAUAUCGGUGCACUGCUACAAAUAUACUGCCAUAUCUCUAUUUACCAGCUUCGGCUUUAUCUCUGGUGUCCAGCUCCUUCUGGAAUACGGCAUCAAAACAUCUUACUCUGCAGCAGAGAAGAAGAAGCUUGCGUCUACAUCCGGCCCUGAUUCCAUCUUCACCUCCUUUCCUACCGACGCCACAUCGACACCAGAUCCAAUAUCAUGUAUCUCUGACCACAAUCAUCUUCACUGUCCCAUGGUCUCGGUCGAACUCCUUGGACUUCUUCUUUGCAAUGGUGCUGAUCCCCACAUCGUUGAACACACUGAGAAUGACUCGACAUACAUGCACACACAAUAUACUCUAACGACACCUCUCCUCCGAGCCAUUGCCGGACGCAACCUUUCAGCACUUAAUAUCCUCCUCAGCGUAGGGGUGAAGCAAUCGACUGAUGAUCACGUUGUCAUCGGCCGUAAUCUAGAUGUCACUCCCCUCGGUCUCGCCAUCGAAAUCGACGAUGUAGAGAUUGUAAAGAUAUUGCUGGAAAACGGCUGGAAACAGGAUUGGAUCGUUGGUUGGGGACCCAUGAAAGCGAAUGGGUCGCGGCAAGUAGUGAGCUCGCUUGAGCUCGCACGACGAAGCAGAAAACACUACGUACUAAACUUCUUGAGAAAUUUCAACAACAUCGACGAGGAAAAUGACGACGAUGAAGCGGAAAUCAAUAGCAUCGCUAGAGAAAUUGUCGGGUUGUCAGGAGCAAACUCGACAUACUCAUAUUACGGCAUAUAAUGAGGCGGAUGUAUCACAGGACACUUGGCACGGAAUCUCCUUUGUUGACAUAGCAAGCAUGGCGUUCUGGAUUGUAAUCACGGACUAUGCGCCUUCGGACGCUCACCAAGGCUACCACACGCCUUCUUUCUUUCUCUCCAUUUUGGGCAAUAUACUGCGCGAGCGAUCAAAAUGUACCACCGAUGGUUGAUGGUAUCUGGCGAGGCUUACCCAUUUUACAGGCGAACUCUCUGCCACAAAGUUUUUACUUGGCUCACGAUAUGUACAGCGAUGAAUGGCCUAGAACCUCCGAUUGUAAUGAGAGGAACCGCCAUAAGAGUAAUGUCUCCUCGAUAUAUACAUACAUAAAAUAUAUGAUUACAGUCAAUGA
This is a messenger RNA of Pseudovirgaria hyperparasitica, 2852 nucleotides long. RefSeq lists its product as uncharacterized. Gene Ontology annotation, molecular function: protein binding. The record is from RefSeq and is a predicted model, not a curated record. The coding region runs from base 389 to 2482 and encodes 697 amino acids. The transcript is spliced from 2 exons. Lineage: Eukaryota; Fungi; Ascomycota; Dothideomycetes; Acrospermales; Acrospermaceae.